This is a messenger RNA of Penicillium argentinense, 4365 nucleotides long. Its product is annotated as putative ATP dependent RNA helicase. Gene Ontology annotation, molecular function: ATP binding; RNA binding. Gene Ontology annotation, cellular component: intracellular anatomical structure. The transcript has 9 exons. The record is from RefSeq and is a predicted model, not a curated record. Bases 1 to 4365 code for a protein of 1454 amino acids. Lineage: Eukaryota; Fungi; Ascomycota; Eurotiomycetes; Eurotiales; Aspergillaceae.
AUGCCGCCGAACAAUAAAAAGAAGAAGAAGCCCGCGUCCAACCCUGCUCGAGGCUUUGCCACGGUCUCUGUGCCCUCGAAGCCCAAGACAGAGAGUACUGAGACUCCAUCCACAACCCCCGGGCAAUCUACACCUACGCCGCAGAGUGAAUCGCCGAUCCCACGCGCUGAAGAGCCUCCCGCCGCCACCUCCGCCGUUUCCGCCUCCGCAGCGGGCGCAACGCAAGGCGACCCCUCACUACAGAGCCUUUCGCCGGAAGAGCUAGAGAAACAUUUGGAGGAGUCAGAGCUACAGAUCCUUGUCGAUAAAUAUGCGGCAAAAUGCAAGAGUGAUGCGGCGCGCCAAGUCACUAAACUCGAGACCGAGAAGCGAGUCUUUAGACAGCAAGCGGCGUCAUUGAGUCUCCUCGAAUGGCUUUCGUCUGAAGUCCAGGACAAAAUCCUCGAGCUUGCCAAUGGCGAGGAGCACGAAUACCUCACAUCUGGCCCCCGGGGCGCCAACACAAAGCAGCCAGGUUCCGAGGAAGAACUCUAUAUGAAGAUCUGGACAUUGAAAGAGACGCUUUUGAAGCUAGGAUUCCCGGAGAAUCGAACGGAGGAAGCACUCAAGCACAUACUGUUGUAUUUUACCGGCACUCCAACUAGCGCUAGUCGCGAUGUCGUGUGGAACUUGGACGAGUCGUUGGAGUGGCUUGCUAUGCACAGCGAGAAGAAAGAGCUACCCUCGUAUGUCCAAACGAACUCCCGCCCUCAAAAGGAUGCGGAUAGUGUUACCUCUUGGAUGAUCGACUCCGACCCUUCGCGAUCCUCCACCCCAAAAAACCAAAACAAACAAGAUAAACCAAAAGAUGACUGGAAGGCAGCCAAGGUUGCUCCUCCCGUUUCGUACGACUCGGAUAGCUCGAUAGAUCCCGACUCAAUGGUUCCUGAGUGGCUGGACAUGCAGACGCGGCUUUACGGUCUUCACCCCGAGCUGUUCGAUCGCCCAGGAAAGGGAAAGAAGGGCCGUGGUGCUGCAGUCGGCCAGUCCGAUAAUCCCGAGGCGGCAAAACUUCAGCGCAAGAUUGCAAAGAUUGAACGGGAUGUCCUCUUUGAACGCCGAGAGGCCGAAUACAUCUGGAAGGACAAACUUGAAGAACUCCGGAAGGACGCUGCAUUUCUACGCCAGGUGGAUCGGAAGAAGCAGAGCCAACAAGGAAAGCCGCUCGUUGACGAAGACCCUAAUUUGACUGUGCCAACAUUGGAAGAGAUGGAUGCCGGCGAUGCUCUUGGAGACAUGUUCUCAGCUGAGCCCGCAGACGGCUCGAUCUUGGGACUACCUCCUCCGGUGGUGGAAGCCGCAUUGACGAUUCGCGACUUUGGAAAGUUUUCUGGUCUUAGUCCGCGACGCAUUCUUGAGGAGGCAUGCAAGGCUAGGGACUCGUCAUGCAAAGUUGUCUACCAAGACAUCUCGUCCUCGGGGCACCAGAAAAGAAUGGCCGUGGAAGUGCGAUGGUCGAAGCCUCAGGAUCCUCCGUAUCCCUUGACCAUUGAAGCAAUCACACACAAAUCGAACGAAUUCGCGACUUUUGUUUCAAUGGAUGCGCUUGCUACACCCAACUCCCAGCAGGCCGAGGGAUAUGUGUCAACUCUUGCUCUCUUCAUCAUAUCUCCCCAGAACUCGAAGGAAAGCAAGUCUAACCUCCGAUUACCUGCAGUUUUUAGAGAUCUUUGGACGGAAUUCGCCACUUUGAAAAAGACCCAAGAAGAUGAGAUCGACAAGAACACCGUCAAAGAUCUCAAGCGCCUCGUCCAGGAAAACCAAAGUACCAUUGAGGACGAUGUCGUGCUUUUGGACAAUUUCCGGAAGAGAAACGGAGCUGGAAGCAAACCCGGUAGUCCUAUGAGGGGUCCGACUCGAGAUGGCUAUCUUGGCCAUGACGACCAGUUGCGCGAGGCGUGGGCUGCCAAGUCCUCCACCUCAUCUUUCCACCGUAUGAUGGAAGGCCGAAUGAACCUGCCUAUUUGGAAUUUUAAAGACGAUAUUCUGAACACCCUUGAAACCCACCGCGCUCUCAUUAUUUGCAGUGAGACUGGUAGUGGAAAGAGUACUCAGAUCCCGUCUUACAUCCUCGAGCAUGAAAUGCUACAAGGGCGUCCCUGCAAGGUUUAUGUGACGGAACCACGCCGUAUUUCGGCAAUAUCACUGGCCAGACGUGUCAGUGAGGAGCUGGGAGAAAGCAAGAAUGAUGUGGGAACCACCCGAUCUAUCGUUGGUUUUGCCGUAAGACUAGAGAGCAAGAUCAGUUCAACCACACGUCUUGUCUACGCUACCACUGGUGUCGUCGUGCGAAUGCUGGAGCGACCCGAUGAUUUCCAGGACAUUACUCACGUUGUUCUGGAUGAGGUUCACGAGAGAACUAUCGACAGUGACUUCCUUCUUGUCGUUCUGCGGAGACUGAUGCAGAAGCGCCCCGAUCUGAAACUUAUUCUCAUGUCCGCGACGCUCGAAGCACAGCGCUUCUCGAACUAUCUCGGUGGAGUUCCAGUGCUGAACAUUCCUGGACGAACAUUCCCUGUCGAGAUUAAGUACCUCGAGGAUGCCGUGGAGAUGACCAACUAUCGUCUAUCCGAGGACGAUAAAUAUGGUGCCCUCGACGAUGAUCCUGACGAGAUUUCUGAUAGCACUGGUGACAAUGCUGGCGGGCUUCAGGCCAGUCUUGAAGGGUACUCUAAGCAGACACGGGAAACGAUUUUGAAUUUCGACGAGUAUCGCAUUGAUUAUCAGUUGAUCAAAAAGCUUCUUUUGAAGAUUGCGACUGGCCCUGAGAUGGACCAUUACAGCAAAGCAAUUCUGGUCUUUAUGCCUGGUCUAGCUGAAAUUCGUCGCUUGAACGAUGAGGUUCUUGCAGAGCCGACCUUCCAGAAUGGCUGGAUUGUGCAUGCUCUUCACUCGUCCAUUGCUAGUGAGGAUCAAGAAAAGGCUUUCAACGUUCCACCCCAUGGCAUGAGGAAGAUUGUCAUUGCUACCAACAUUGCAGAGACUGGUAUCACCAUCCCUGAUAUCACUGCAGUGGUGGAUGUUGGAACGGAGAAGACCAUGAGAUUUGACGAACGGAGACAACUUUCCCGGCUUGUCGAGUCCUUCAUCUCCCGUGCAAAUGCCAAACAAAGACGCGGUCGAGCCGGUCGUGUCCAAAACGGCAUCUGUUUCCACCUCUUCACCAAGCACCGACAUGACAAGUUGCUUGCAGAACAACAAACACCGGAGAUGCUCCGACUUUCCCUCCAAGACUUGGUCUUGCGAGUUAAGAUCUGCAAACUCGGUGAGGUCGAGCAAACCCUCCUGGAAGCUUUGGACCCUCCGUCGUCCAAGAACAUCCGACGUGCCAUCGAUUCUCUCAAGGAAGUCAAGGCUCUUACCAGCAAUGAAAGUCUGACACCCCUUGGAUCGCAGCUGGCAAAACUCCCGCUGGAUGUCUUCCUCGGAAAACUCAUUAUCCACGGUGCAUUCUUCAAGUGUCUCGAUGCGGCAGUCAGCAUUGCGGCUAUUUUGUCUUCCAAGUCACCUUUCGUGAACACAAUGGGUUCCAACACUCAACGGGAUGCAGCUCGCGCGUCGUUCCAGAGGGGCGACUCGGACCUCUUGACAAUUUACAACGCCUACUGCGGCUGGAAGCGCGCAAGAAGCACGCCCGGAUCCAGCGAAUUCGCCUUCUGCCGCAAGAACUUCCUCAGUCCCCAGACACUGCAGAGCAUCGAAGACGUGAAGAUGCAGCUCAUCGUCUCGAUCGCGGACACGGGACUCUUGAAUCUCGACGGAGCCCAGAAAACAGCCCUCAACCGAGCCCGCUCGGGCGGCCGCCAACGCCAAUUCUUCACCAUCCCAGAAGAACACGACAUCAAUAGCGCCAACGACACCGUCGUCAACUCCGUCGUCGCCUGGAGCUUCUACCCAAAACUCCUAACCCGCGAAGGCAAAGGCUGGCGCAACGUCUCAAACAACCAAACCGUCACCCUGCACCCGACAUCUAUUAACAAGCAUGCUGAUUACGCGCUGAAAUGGCUCUCCUAUUACCACAUCAUGCAGGCGCGAAACCGCAAUCUGAAUGCCCACGACACUAGCGCUGUGGAUGAUUUCUCGAUUGCGUUGCUUUGUGGCGAUGCUGAGUUUAGGAUGUACACCGGCGUCAUCUCCAUCGACGCAAAUAGAAUCCGCUUCGCGGUCCGAGACUGGAAAUCUAUGCUCGCGUUGAAAAUCCUCAACGGACGACUCCGCGACCUGCUCGCGUCCACAUUCAAGAAUCCGCACCGCCCGCUUUCUUACAAGCAGCAGCAGUGGCUGGAGAUCUGGCAGGAGAUUUUCACUCAGGCUGGGAAGCGCUAG